GAGAGCCAGACCGACGACUAUGGGCGAGUGGCGGCCAGUUGCAGAUUUGCCAUGUUCCACUUUCUCUCGCUCGUGGCGUCUGGCUUGUACGUCAUUGGUCUCUCGGACGCUGCGUGCAAUGCGUCCAAGUACACGCUCACACCGUUCGCGGGCGCCGGCACGAAAGGCUUUGCCGACGGCCCGCGCCUCGCCGCGCUCUUUGCCGAGCCGCAGGGCCUCGCGUUUGACGGCCAUGACCUCUUCGUCGCCGACACGAGCAGCAACCGCAUUCGCCGCGUCUCGGCCACGGACGUCUCGACGCUGCCAAGUGUGCUGCGGCAGCCGCGCAGCGUCACGACCGAUGCGCGGUACGGCGUCGUCGUCGCCGACUAUGGCAACCACAUGCUGCGCGCGCUCAACGGCUCGGACGCGGUUGACCUCGCCGGCACGCUCGGCCUCGGACCCGGGUUCGCCGACGGCCCCGCGGCGUCCGCGCAGUUUCACAAUCCUUCGGGCGUCGCUGUCGCCCGCGAUGGCGCCAUCUACGUCGCCGACUCGUCCAACAACCGCAUCCGCAAGCUCUCGGCGGACCGGUCGACGGUGACGACGGUCGCUGGCAGCGCGACGUCCGGCGACGACGACGGCAACGCAGCCACGUUCAAUGUCCCGACGGACCUCGUGCUGCACCGAAACGCGCUGUACAUCACGGACCUCAACAACCACGCGAUUCGACUGCUCGACCUGUCGACCAACGAGAUCUCGACCUUGGACUUUGAUGCAGAGCUUAAGUACCCCCAUGGCAUUGCGUGCGACAGCUGCGGCAAUUUGUACGUAGCCGACACGUACAACAACCGUGUGCUCAAGAUCGACCCGGUCUCGGGCGCCGUCGUCGUGCUCGGCGACGUCGAGAGUCCCGUCGGUGUCGCCGUCAGCGCCAAGGACGGCAGCGUCUACGUGUCGAGCCCGUCGCUGCAGCAAAUUCUGCGCCUUGCCCCGUCUGCAUAAUUUAGUCGUUUUGUCUCGUUUCAAAAGUCGUGUUGAUAUUGUCAUCUUGUCCAA
Saprolegnia diclina VS20 is the source of this 1038-nucleotide messenger RNA. RefSeq lists its product as hypothetical. The transcript has a single exon. The coding region runs from base 52 to 984 and encodes 310 amino acids. Gene Ontology annotation, molecular function: protein binding. The record is from RefSeq and is a predicted model, not a curated record. Lineage: Eukaryota; Oomycota; Saprolegniomycetes; Saprolegniales; Saprolegniaceae.